AGCUGUAAAUUUGGUAGAAGAAAUGGAGAAGAAAGGGUACCAACCUGAUGCAAUUACUUGUGGAACAUUACUAAACUUUUUGUGUAAGAUUGGCGAGACUGGUGUGGCUAUUAGGUUGCUUAGGAAGCUUGAAAAAGAGAAUUUUGAACUAAAUGUGGUGCUCUAUAACACGGUCAUUGACAGUUUAUGUAAGGACAGAUUGGUAAAUGAUGCUUUGAACCUUUUAUCUGAAAUGAUGAGUAAAGGCAUUCAACCAGAUCUGGUCACUUACAAUUCCUUAGUUCAAGGUCUAUGCAAUUUUGGCCGGGGGAGGGAGGCUGCUACCUUGUUGAAUGAGAUGGAACAAAGGAAGGUCAUGCCAGAUGUACAAACAUUUAACAUUUUGGUGGACACACUUUGCAAGGAAGGGAGGUUGACUGAGGCAAAAGAAGUUUUUAGAGUGAUGAUUUAAAGAGACCUUGAG
This is a messenger RNA of Quercus lobata, 463 nucleotides long. RefSeq names its product pentatricopeptide repeat-containing protein At1g63080, mitochondrial-like. Bases 23 to 451 code for a protein of 142 amino acids. NCBI's taxonomy places the organism in Eukaryota, Viridiplantae, Streptophyta, Magnoliopsida, Fagales, Fagaceae. Gene Ontology annotation, molecular function: protein binding. The record is from RefSeq and is a predicted model, not a curated record. The transcript has a single exon.